AUGUCAGCUGAAAAGCGCCCGGCGGACGACGAUCCCGGAUUGUCCAAGGUCUUGGUGAAGAGACAGAAUGUCAAUGCCUCCGAAGGAGCGCUUGCUCGACUCAAUGCAUCAAGCAGUGCAUUGGUGCAGACUGCUCCUCGGACGAGCGCGCUCCAGGCCCCGGUAAUGGAGCUGACGGGACACUCUGGGGAUAUUUUCACUGCCAAGUUUGAUCCUACGGGCAACCUGAUUGCUUCUGGAUCAAUGGAUAGAAGUAUCAUGCUCUGGAGGACUUACGGCGACUGCGAAAACUACGGCGUGCUGAACGGCCACAAGGGAGCUGUUCUAGACUUGCAAUGGGCGAGAGACUCGGAGAUUCUAUAUUCUGCUUCGGCUGAUAUGCAUCUUGCCAGCUGGGACCUCACCUCUGGAACGCGAAUACGAAGAUACGUCGGACAUGAGGAGAUUAUCAAUACCUUGGAUAUUAGCAAGCGAGGCGAGGAGAUGUUGAUUAGCGGAAGCGACGAUUCGACCAUUGGAAUUUGGGAUCCAAGAUCAAAAAAUGCGGUCGACUACAUCCAGACCGAAUUUCCCAUCACAGCUGUUGCGAUAUCCCAAGCCGGCAACGAGAUAUACACGGGAGGCAUCGAUAACGACAUUCGUGUAUGGGAUUUGAGAAAGAAGGCAGUGGUGUAUUCUUUGCUCGGCCACACAGACACCGUCACGUCGCUGCGAGUAUCGCCCGACUCCCAAUCUCUGCUGUCAUACUCGAUGGACACAACAGUGAGAACUUGGGAUAUCCGUCCGUUCGCACCGACGGAACGGCAUAUUCGAACGUUUGACGGAGCGACCGCUGGAAUGGAACAGAAUCUGGCGCGUGCCAGUUGGGAUUCAGAGGGCAAGAAGGUUGCAGCGGCUUCAGGCGACGGCACAGUGGUGAUUUGGUCUGUCCAGACCGGAAAGCUGUUGUAUAAACUCCCGGGCCAUAGGGGCGCAGUCAACUGCGCAGAGUUUGCGCCCGGCAAGGAACCCAUCCGUGAGUUGGCAUCAGACUUGUGCUUUUCCUUGUGA
This is a messenger RNA of Trichoderma virens Gv29-8, 1050 nucleotides long. RefSeq lists its product as uncharacterized. The record is from RefSeq and is a predicted model, not a curated record. Bases 1 to 1050 code for a protein of 349 amino acids. Gene Ontology annotation, cellular component: catalytic step 2 spliceosome. NCBI's taxonomy places the organism in Eukaryota, Fungi, Ascomycota, Sordariomycetes, Hypocreales, Hypocreaceae. The transcript has 3 exons. Gene Ontology annotation, molecular function: protein binding; RNA binding.